Messenger RNA from Oikopleura dioica, 1662 nucleotides. Lineage: Eukaryota; Metazoa; Chordata; Appendicularia; Copelata; Oikopleuridae. The record is from the annotation of a GenBank genome assembly.
AUGGAUUCUUCAUCAAACGGUUCUGAGUUUUCGGGGGAAGAGACGGAAAGCUACUCCGGUCCGUCGAUAAUAGAAGUGUUCAGUAUCAAGGGUUACACAAUGGAGACCUUGGUUGAAGCUGUGAUUGACGGACCGCUCGGCGAAGGCUGGGGCGAGGACGAUUUUUUGCUCCUUGCGGACAUCAUCACCGACGAAAAAGUCUUCUACGCGGAAGAUUAUGGGCCCGACGUUGUCAUUGACAUUAUCAAACGAUUCCUCAGAGAAAGACCUGACGAAACCGAGUUCGAAGCAGUCUGGCUCUCCCGAUUCAUCAAACAGCUCAUCUGUGGCAUCGAGAAAUACGCAGAGUCGCAAUCAGACGACGAGUAUGUGAAGACGCAGCAUCUUCUUGCACGAGUUUUCGAUCUUUGGUACUUUGAUAGAAGCGCCGAGAUUCGUCGGGGACUAUUCCGGGCGAUGUGGGCUCUUUUCGACGAUUUCUUCAUCAAGAAAGAGCUGAAGCUGCCAUCAAAGCACCUGGAGUUCAUCAAACUAACGAUGCUCAUCAAACUAACAUGGGGAUAUCCUAUCCGAUAUAGCGACGAAUACUCGCCAGAAAAAUCGAUGGCGAAGAAAAUAGUCGACCUGAUUCUUGGUCAAGAGCAACCAGCGCCUGUUCAAGUCGCUGGCUUCGAAUUGUUUCAGAUUCUGUAUGAUGGAGCAAAGAAUCGAGAAGAAAUCUUCGAGAACUUUGAGGAAUUCGCAAAGCUUCUGGAGAAAGAAUCUAGUCUUGUGGAACUUUGUCGAAGAUUCCAAACGAUCAGCGCUUUUGAUCAGGUCGAAAAAGUGAUGUACGGAAAGACGGAGUAUCAAAAGGCGUAUCUCUCCUUCCAAAGAAAAUUUGCGCUGAUGAUGGUCAUGGUCGAAGAUUUCGAGGCCCAGUUCUUUCCCAUCUUCAAGCACCAGACGGAGAGCGCAACGAUCAAAAUUAGUGAGAAAUAUGUCGUCGUCCAUUUGGAGAUGGAAUAUGACGAGCAUGUGACGAUAUUCUUCAAUAGAAACUCCAGCUUUCACGGAAAGAACAUUGAAGACGAAGGGGAAAGUUCCUCUUUCGAAGCUACAGCUGCCAGUCCAGCUCCCGCCAGCGCUAAGAAAGAGUUAAAAUUUUCCGACUUGGAACGGCGCGAUUCAGAAUUGGCUCCACUCAGCAGAGGUCUCGAGGAUUGCCAGUUGAAAUUGAAGCGGACGCGGGCGACUGAGGAAAAUUCCUCAAGUAAAGUUUCCGGGGAAAUGAGAGGUUCAAGAGGCUCGACUCCGGAUUUGCCAGUCGAGAGCAGCAGCAGCCCAGCCGACUUGAACUUGGCGCCUCCUCCCAAAAUGUCAAAGCCGGCAAAGACUCGUCCAAGCUCCAACCUGCUGCCGGAUGUUAUGGCGAAGUUGAGAGAGAAAUUUGCGAGUAUUUCUCAACUCAUGCCGCGGGUGGAAGAAAGCAUCGAAGAAAUCCAGGCCGUCAAGAAGCAAUUCGACGAGCACUUAGAGGCUCGGGAAGAUCUGCGCCGAAACGUGGAAAAGGUUAUGAAGGACUCCGAGGAACUUGCCGAAGAGGGCGAGCGUAUGAAUGCGUUGGCGGUGAUGUUGAAGGAGUACGCGGAGAAGCUCAUCGCGGACAUGAACCGCAAAUAG